This is a messenger RNA of Tachysurus fulvidraco (yellow catfish), 3216 nucleotides long. Its product is annotated as zinc finger protein 91-like. Lineage: Eukaryota; Metazoa; Chordata; Actinopteri; Siluriformes; Bagridae. Bases 802 to 2694 code for a protein of 630 amino acids. The record is from RefSeq and is a predicted model, not a curated record. The transcript has 5 exons.
AUGACGCCUGAGAUAGGCACAGGCUCCCCGUGACCCGAGGUAGUAACACUAAUACUAAUAUAUAAUAAUACUAUUAUAACAUUUAAACUACUGAAGGGUGAGGUGAAUAACAUUGAUUAACUUGCAGUCAAGUCAUGGAACAUUUCAGGCUGAGAGUUAGUAUAGUACAAAUUGCUGAAAAAGUUCAUGCUGGCUAGGAUAGAAAAAUGCCAGUACACAGAGUGCAUCACAGUUUGCUGCGUAUGGAACUUAAUCAAUGAUCAUGUAUUGGGGUUAACAUCAUUUUAUCUUUUCCUGUGUAUGGAGUUGUGUAGCUGCAGUCUGUGUGCCAAUGCUGACCCCUGUUCACCACCAAAAGCAUCUACUGUACAAUGGACAUGUACUGUAAGCAUCAGAACUGGACCAUGGAGCAAUGGAAGAAGCAGUCUUCCUAAAUUGUGUGCCACUCAGCUUUACACAUUAUCAAUCACCUGUAUCUGAAUUUAAUGUUUAAAGUCUAAUUAAUCAUGAGUAAUUUUAACAAAUAUAUUUUGCUGUAUCCUACCAUUUCUAUCACUUAAUAAGGUCUCAAGGUAAAUACCAUCCUAACAUUGCAAGGAUUUUCUAGGACUGCAGUAGCAUGUGCUUUCAUAGUCACAUCAUACUACAUCAGAGACAUGAAGACAAGGUUUGGUUCAAGCAUCGUCCCUAUAUUCCACAAGAUCAGCGCAUGUGUAGUCGUCCGUGAAACCCAUUACUCUUAUUCAGCAAUCUCCAACCGUUAAACCCGUGUAAAAGAGCCGUACACGACACGAAUCCGGGAUGGAGAUGAUGUCUAAAGCGGAGCGGCUGCACGAGCGCGUGAACGAGCUGCUGACGGCUGCGGUGCAGCGCGUGCUGGAGGCGGUGCGGGACACGGUGCGGGACACGGUGCAGGAAUACGAGGAGAAAAGCGCGCACACGCAGAGGGAGAACGAGAGACUGCGGAGGAGAGUGCAGGAGCUGCAGGACCAGCUGGACAGGGAUACAGCAGUUUCCCACAUCACCGCCCAGCUCACUGUUUCUCCUCCCCCCACGUCAUCUGGACAGAAGAAACCUUUGUGCAGUCGUCACUCAGACCCGAUAGCACCGAAAGACAAGGAGUGUUUCAAAGAGGAACCACCGAACGAUGGGCAAAACACUCUGUUUCCAGCCGAAAUAAAAACCGAAAUAGAUCAGUCAGAUUAUCCGGGCGCAGAAGACCCCGUUCUGGAACCUGUUGUACAAAGCACCUAUUUCCCCUGCGCACAUUUGCAGUUCCAUGCUUCUCAGAACGAGUCCGACUUCGCCACAGCGCCUCCCUGCAACAAUGCAGACACUCUGGACACCUUUGUGGAGCAUUUCCCUUUCGAGGAAGAGGGCUGGAGACAGCAGAGCCGGGAGGAGCGCCACAUCUGUCUUCUGUGUGGGAAAAACUUUAAUCGACUUGCCAAUCUCCGCAUCCACCAGCGCUGCCACACCGGGGAAAAGCCGUACACGUGUUCGCACUGCGGCCGACGCUUCAGCCACAGUGGAAACCUGCAGAAACACAAGCGUGUGCACACGGGCGAACGGCCGUACCAGUGCCCCCAGUGCAGCAAGAGCUUCUGCCAAUCCAGCCAUCUGAAGAAGCAUCAGAUGGUCCACACGGGUCGACAUGUCACCGUCACCAGACGGAACAUGGAACUGAGCAGUAACGUGUCCAAACUGGAGCGACUGAACAGCCGCGUGGUGAAGCUGCUGACGGCUGCGGUGCAGGAGGUGCUGGAGGCUGUGAAAGAGACUGUAUUCGAGUAUCAGGAGAAAACGGCUCGGACUCAGAGGGAGAAUGAGAAACUACGUCUGAAAUUACAGGAUGCCCUGAAGAAACUGGAGAAAGAGAGAGAAGUAUCGAGACUUGCGUCCAUCUCAUUGUCCAUCAACCAUCCUUCCAGUGAAGCGCAGCAGAUACCUGAAGCUCACCAUGUUUCUUGUUUUAAAGAGGAUUCCAAUGUAAAAGCAGACGUAGAACCAGAAGCGGUGUGUGAUCUGCAAGUUGCAUUUACGCUACCUGAUACAAGUACACCAAGAACUGAGCAAGCCAACACCUCAGAUUUAGACCGGACCAUUAAUGGAACGGAACAUAGCACGUGCGUUUCUGGUGCCUCAUCAUGCAUAGACAUUAAAACCGAACCUGUUGUGUCUGAAUGUUCGCAACAACAACAGCAGAUCCCUCAAGUUGAGGUCAGCAUGCUUGGGGAUCUGAGAGACCAAACAACCAGGCAGGACAACAUCAGCUCCAGCCUGUACAUCCAAUCGAACCUCAGCACUCUUGGAAGGUGCUUAGGGAACAGUUGGAGUACAAUAUCUUCCAUUCAAGGACUAGAAAGACAGCAUCACAGUCCACGAGAUGAGGAGCACCACAUGUGUCAGGUUUGUGGAAAGACCUUCAGCCGUGUUGGUAACCUUCGGAUCCAUCAGAGGUGUCACACUGGGGAGAAACCCUACUGCUGCAUGGUAUGCGGCCGCUGCUUCAGCCAAGCAGGAGAUCUGAAGAAGCACAAAAGGGUCCACACCGGAGAGAAGCCCUACUGCUGUGUCCAGUGUGGCAAGAGCUUCAGCAGAGGCGAGAACCUCAAACGGCACCAGAAGAUCCACAUAGGAGACAGAUUACGCCGCCAGAAUUUGUGGAAAGAUAAUCACGGACUGGCAGUUUGACAUGGAGAGCAUUUGGGAAUCAGUGGAGGAGAGUAAGCUAAUCUGGUACACUACAAGCCCUGGUCAAAAUGUCAUGAAGCAAGCAAUGUUUUUUGGAAAUAAUUUCAGUGAUUGAUUACUUGUUAUGGUAUAAGUGGAUUCAAACACAUUCUGUUAUAGAAAAACAACUUCUAUUAUUUCAUCACACCUCCCCAUUCUUGAACAUUUUUCUCCUGAGAUGCAAUUUCGUGGGAAAAAUUGGACCUCAUUUCCAUCUAGGGACGGAGCCUAAUUUUUCCAGACAGGAAAAAUAUCAGUAGUGACUUUACUGUAUGACAAUAUCCCAUUUUUACUAAGACAUCUAUUGAAAGUAUGAUUAUUAGUAAUGGCAAUGUUAAACAUUAAAAUCUGCACAUUUAUCAUGUUAUAAAGCCACAGGUGGACAUCGUGGACAUACAUUCUCACUGAUGUUAAGCAGAAAUGCUUGUGUGAUUUAUUUUUGUUUUUGCUGGGGACUGGAGAAUAAAAGAUUAUAUGAAGACA